Prunus dulcis (almond) is the source of this 649-nucleotide messenger RNA. RefSeq names its product photosynthetic NDH subunit of lumenal location 3, chloroplastic-like. Gene Ontology annotation, biological process: photosynthesis; photosynthetic electron transport chain. Gene Ontology annotation, molecular function: calcium ion binding. The coding region runs from base 190 to 531 and encodes 113 amino acids. The record is from RefSeq and is a predicted model, not a curated record. The transcript is spliced from 3 exons. Gene Ontology annotation, cellular component: photosystem II oxygen evolving complex; photosystem II; chloroplast. NCBI's taxonomy places the organism in Eukaryota, Viridiplantae, Streptophyta, Magnoliopsida, Rosales, Rosaceae.
UUUCUUUUUCUUUUUAAGAUAUUUCUCGCACCCCACCACCGCAGUCCCCACCUUUAACUUCUUAAAUAUAUUUAUAUUAUUUUUAGGAAGACAAUGAAGUUUUAAUUUCUUGCCUUGAACUAGUAUAGACUAGAGACAUAUGACACAUCCUUGUUUUGAAGAAGACCGUCCAGUGUAGGGCAUGGUAAAAUGGUGGAUGUUCAGUUGAAGGGAAGUGCUUGUAGGAUUAAGAAGUGUGCCUUGGAGUUGCUGUCGAUUGGGAGCGAUCUGGUGAACGAGGGUCAGUCGUCGUGGGAGUUGUUGGGAAGGGAUCUGCGCCUGAAAUCCACAUUCUUGUAUUGUGAUCUUAAUCAGAUGAUCUCUUGUGCACCAAGGGAACAGAAGAGGGCCCUCACAGAACUUGCCAACAAAUUGUUUUGCUCCAUUGAAGAGUUGGAUCAUGCAAUGAAAAUUCGUAGCGUUCCUUUGACCCAAGAUCGAUACAAUCAGGCUGCUGUCGUCUUACAGGAGGUGAUGGCUCUCGCGCCUUAAACACGACACGUCGUCAAUGCAGCCUCGGCCUUAAAUUGGUGUCCAGUAGUACAGUACAACAAUUUCAUCUGUAAAUAAAAGUUCAUCCUCAAGUUCUUUUGUUUUUUUUGUUUUUUUU